GCUUCUGCUACAUUGUCUAAAAAUGGCAGCCUAUCGGUUCGUAGAAUCAGAUGAAGCUUAUUUGUUUCUUUUCCUUCUAAUUAUUCAUUCUUAUUUUUUUCAUAGACUGAUCUGAGAUAGACAUUUGUCUAGAACUGGGAAAAUGUAACGACCACACUAUUUAACAUUUGUUAUUGCAAAAACAUUGUUCUUCUUAGCAUCAAUAUUGUAGCAUUUCUAAUAUUCUUCAAGAAUACUAUAAAAAUUAGUUCCUGAUAGAUUACAAAACAAUCUAAAAUGCCAAGGAUUAACAAUGGAAGGAACAAACGGAAUGUCCGUUGCAUCCAGAGCUGCCAGCGAGCGGACAAACGCAGAAGGUGACGCAAGUGGGCGUCGUCGAAGGAGCAUCCUCGCGGCCACCGAAUUGUUACGCAACUGUAGGAAAGCGAAUAACCGGAUCGAAGUAUUCAGCGAUAUUUGCAAUUGAAGUAGAUUGCGUGUAACUACUGCCGGGUAAUAGAUUAAUUGCGGGCCUGGCCGAAGAGCGACGAUGACGGUCGCUCGGUACGCGACGCGGCAGUUGUCGAAAUCGUAUGAUGAAGAACGCGGUCCUGGCCGUGCUCUGUUACUCAUGGCUGAACCUGUUCACGGAAGUGCGAUCGAACGACAGCGCCGAUGACGCCAAGGACUCCACCGUGAAAACUGGCAUCGUCCUGCCGGAGCAUUACGUGAAAGCAGAAAUUAGGCCACCGUCGAAGCAAGGCAUGCCUGUGCUGGUCGACUUCAACAUUUUCGUGGCGGACAUCAACUCGAUCAACGUUGAGGACAUGGACUUCCGCGUGGACAUGUUCGUACGCGAAAGUUGGAUAGAAUCCCGACUGGACAUGCCGGAAUACAUUUUUGAGGAGGGCGACGAUUAUGUCACCUUGCCACCUGACUUCUUCGACAGCCUGUGGCAACCGGACCUCUACUUCUUGAACGCGAAAGUUUCCGAAAUCGCCGCGUUGAAUCACAAAUUCUCCUCGGUGACGCUGUACAGGAACAAGACCGUCAAGUAUUCGGCACGAAUGCACGCGAUCAUCGCCUGCCAGAUGGAAUUCCAGCUGUACCCGAUGGACAUACAGAUCUGUCCCAUCUACAUAGAAAGCUUUUCCUAUCACAAACAGAAGCUGCGGCUGAAAUGGGGCGCGGGCGGCGUUACGGUGAACCCGGAAUUGAAGUUGUUGCAGUAUGACAUCGGUAAGCCGAUAGUGUCCGAGGAGACCGUCGACUACAUGCUGGAGAAAAGCGGGAAUUUCUCGCGGUUGGUGGUUUACUUCCGGUUCGAGAGGCAGAUCGGGCAUCAUCUGAUACAAACGUUCGCACCAUCGACGCUGGUUGUGAUGCUCUCUUGGUUCAGCUUCUGGCUGGGCUUGGAUGCCAUCCCGGGCAGGGUGGCUUUGCUAGUGACUAGCAUGCUCACUCUGGUCACCAUGUUCACUGGUCUCAAGAGCGACAUUCCUCCGGUCGCCUACGUGAAAGCGUUGGAUGUUUGGAUGGCUGGCUGUAUGAUGUUCGUGUUCGCCGCAUUGGGUGAAUUCGUGGUGGUCAAGGUGCUGGACUUGCAGUAUCAGCUGAAAUACGACCUACAGACAUCAGUAAUGUCCCGGCAUUAUCCAACACGCCUAUUCAGUAUGGAUAAAAAUCAAAGCAUUUGGGACUACGACACGCCUUACAUAUCCAAAACCAAGAAGAAGAGGGCUGGCAGCAAACACCUUCUGCAAACUGCGUGGCUGGACUCUGAGUAUCAGAUUUUACGGGCGCGCAAGACGCGGUCGCAAAUAAUCGACACUUACAGUAGAAUAGGUUUCCCUAUACUGUUCUUGCUGUUCAUGGUUUUGUACUGGCCAAUUCUGUUGCUUAAGAAAGCUACGUGAACUCUCGGAUAACCGCAAUGGACGGGAGGAGUCUAAUUAAUGGUACAAAUGUAAUAUAGUUGGAUCGAAGAAUUGUGAGCGACAAAAUGCUUGUGAGUUCUUUUUUAAG
Nomia melanderi (Alkali bee) is the source of this 2004-nucleotide messenger RNA. RefSeq names its product glycine receptor subunit alpha alkaliphile (gene alka). Gene Ontology annotation, cellular component: membrane. NCBI's taxonomy places the organism in Eukaryota, Metazoa, Arthropoda, Insecta, Hymenoptera, Halictidae. Gene Ontology annotation, biological process: monoatomic ion transmembrane transport. Gene Ontology annotation, molecular function: extracellular ligand-gated monoatomic ion channel activity; transmembrane signaling receptor activity. The record is from RefSeq and is a predicted model, not a curated record.